CCAAAUGUCAUCUGUCAAGUAUAUUAGUCAUUCACAUCAAACUCGACUGAGAAAUAUGGGUAUUUAUUGAUUUUCACAUAACAAUCCAGUUGAAUUGCAUUUUUUGUCCGUGGUAUGACGACUAAAUACCGUAGAAAUUUCGAAAUUCGAUAAAAACAAUCGAUUCAGUGAAGUUUAUUCCGUCGCAAAAAUCCCUAAAAAAAGAGAGUAGCUCAACAUAUUUCAUGUGAGUGGAAAAAAAGAACAAUUACAUUGAAGGCGAGAGAGAGAGAGAGAGAGAGAGAAAAGUAAAUUGUGUGAGUAAUCGAUACGACAAGAGAAAAGUGGCGUAAACAUAUCCGAAAACAUUUGGUCGAAAAAAAAUCGAAGGAGAAGAAGAAACGUCAGCAUUCAAUUGGUGAUCAUCGAUACAACCGAGUUCGUCGAUCCAAAACCCAGUCAAAAUGCCAGGCAGCGAUGUGGUGGAAAACAAUGUAAAAUCGAAACGACCUUCAGGCUCAGCGUUCAAGCAACAACGACUUCCAGCAUGGCAACCGAUGUUAACCGCUGGUACCGUAUUGCCAUCAUUCUUCAUCAUUGGCAUUGCAUUUAUCCCGGUGGGCAUUGGUCUGUUGAUAUUCUCGGGAAAUGUUAGCGAACAUGUGAUCGACUAUACAUACGAUUGCUACGAUAUCACACGGCCGGGGGAGAAUAUAACAUGUGAUAGCGUUUUAAAAGCUAGCACAAUGAAAAAUAUAACGUGCAAAUGCAAGAUCGAUUUCACACUCACCAAAGAUUUUCCGGGUGAAGUGUACAUGUACUAUGGCCUAACGAAUUUCUAUCAAAACCAUCGACGUUAUGUAAAAUCACGAGAUGAUGACCAAUUGCUCGGACACUUAUCAAAGGAUCCGUCAUCGGAUUGUGAUCCAUUCCUAAAGAAUAAUGGAUUACCAAUUGCACCAUGUGGAGCCAUAGCCAAUUCAUUGUUUAACGAUACGCUAAACAUUACUUGGCAUAAUAACGAUGGCAGCGAUUAUCCAGUACCAUUGCUGCGAACAGGCAUCGCAUGGACAUCCGACAAAGAAAUCAAAUUUGCCAAUCCGGGUGGUGAUCUAAAAACAGCACUGCAAAACUUUUCCAAACCAAUUGCAUGGUCAAAGGAAUUGUACGAAUUGGAUGACGAUCCAACAAAUAAUGGUUUCCAAAAUGAAGACCUCAUCGUUUGGAUGCGUACCGCAGCCUUGCCCAAUUUCCGUAAACUUUAUCGACGCAUCAAUAACGCGGUGAAAAUGUUUGAUAAUGGCUUAAAACAAGGCAACUACACAUUGUUUGUCGACUAUCAAUAUCCAGUGACCGCAUUUGACGGUCGCAAACUCAUGAUUUUAUCGACCACAUCGAUAAUUGGUGGAAAAAAUCCAUUCUUGGGCAUUGCAUACAUUGUCGUUGGUUCGGUGUGCUUUGUGUUGGGCGUCGUUUUGCUAAUCAUCCACAUUAAAUACGCCAAAAAUACAACGGAAAUGAUAAACGUGAACCCGCGUACAUCGUACACAUAAAAACGUUAAUGCACCGAGCACUUGUAGAGCACACGACACUUUCGAUUGAUGAAGAAAAAGAACAACACAUCAAGUAUGUAUGAGACGGAGAAGGUGAAUAACGCAGCCAAUGGUUAAAAUAAAAUAUUCAAACAAUGAGGUGAUACAUAAUGCCUUAUACGCAGACAAUAUGAUAUCACCACGACACAGCUGCUCUUUUUUUUCAUUCCAUUGAUGCUGCUGUCGUCGUUGUUAUUACUAUUGAGGUGCUGUGACAUGACAAGACCUCGACUAACAUACAUGUAGACCAAUCAAUAAAAAGCUAUCUUCUACCAUCUCUCUAUCACUCUAUCUAUGUAUGUGCUUGUAUAAUUAUGAAAUUUAAAAUGAAACACAAAUUUUAUGCAACAGAAUUUGGAUCGAAGAGAGAAAAAAAAAACGUACUUGAUAUAUAAAAACCAUUUGCCUUAAAUAAAAACCAAAUAUAUUUUGACCGAUUGCGAUGUGUUGUGAUUCACAAGCCGCAGAUACAUUCGGUUCAAACAGAUAACAACUACUUACGAUUUUUUAUACAUUUUAUUAAAUAUUUUAAUAUACGUGUGUCUUUUCUUGUCAUAUCGAAUGAUACAAGCUUGAUGGAUAUAUGCAAUUAGAGCUACACAAAAACCUAAACAAAAAACAAACAGAGAAAAACAAACAACAGACAACUAUUUAGACCUAUUGUAUCUGUAUGUGUUUUCAUAUUAUUUAUUGUUGUUGAACAUAUUAUUUUGUAAAAUGAAGCUUUAAUUUAGGUACACUUUGUAGGAAAUUUUUAGUGUAAGAUGUAUAGAGAAAAACUUGUAAACAUAAAAAUUUCCCAAACAUUCAUUGCAAUUCCAUUUGCAUUGGAUUUUCUUGACGAAUUUCAAAUUGGAAAUUUUUUUGGCCUUUUUAAUUUUUUCAGUCGAUCAAAUCAAAGUUCAAUCAGGCCAAACAGAAAUUAAAACAAACCAAAAUUGGAAUCUAAUGGAAAAUUAAUGAAAUUUUUAAGCAAACAUUUAAUAAACGUUGAUUUAAUACAAAAAUGAAAAGAAAAA
This is a messenger RNA of Sitodiplosis mosellana (orange wheat blossom midge), 2590 nucleotides long. It is a transcript of the gene CDC50, whose product is annotated as cell cycle control protein 50A. NCBI's taxonomy places the organism in Eukaryota, Metazoa, Arthropoda, Insecta, Diptera, Cecidomyiidae. Gene Ontology annotation, cellular component: Golgi apparatus; plasma membrane; endoplasmic reticulum. The transcript has 2 exons. The coding region runs from base 444 to 1532 and encodes 362 amino acids. The record is from RefSeq and is a predicted model, not a curated record.